AGCUGAAGUCGGAAUUCUUGUUGUUCUCUUUAUGGAUAAUUAAGAUUUAUUGAGCCAUAUUACAUCAAGGAUAUUUGCGUUUGUGUAUAACCAUGUUGCAUUCUCCACUUUCAAAUCCUUUUCCAAACAAUUGUUCCACGACUACCACAUCGGAAUGUAACGAAUGUUUUAAACCAGAUCUUACUGUUCUGCAGUCUGCAAUACCAUUCCUUACAAAGCCAUUAUUAGCGAUUGCUGGCUUCUCAAAUACAAAUGAUAUUCCAGGGUCUACGCCCACAUCAUUUUCUAUCCAACCAGCAUCACGAGUGCAAGCUCAUCAGCAAAAUUUAACAUUCGGAAAUGUAGACAGCCCUAACUUAUCAGGAUCGUCCUCAUUAUCAUCAUCUUUAGUUUCUCUACAUUCCGCCCCCAACAGUUGUGUAACUAAUCAACAAAUCUCAACAUCUCCCGUAUCUGUACACUCAAACCAUGUUUCCUCUGGCUCCAGAGAUUCACGGUGGCUUAAGCUGCGUGUAUGUACAUCAGUUUUCGGAAUAUCUAACUCACCUUUGCAAAAUAAUACUAUCAGAUCUGAGAAAGAGCCUAUGGACAUUGAAAAUAAAUGUUCUAUAAAGUUAGAAGACACUAGUACAAAAAAUGAGUGUUCAUCUACCACAAGCUGUCAAAAUGAGAAUGAAUCAAGCUUUCAUUGCUGUGUUUUGGGAAGUACAUGUCCUUACGCCCACCCACCUGUAACUGUCCGAGUAGAAAAUGGCUAUGUAACAGUAUGUUACGACUUCAUUAAAAGGAAACUCUGCAAGUUUUCUCACUGUAAAUAUUAUCACCCCCCGCCACACCAAAUCGAAGCUAUUAUUAAACGUGGCGAUGAACAAAGGAAACUAUUGGAAAAUCAACAACGUUUGUCUGAGUUAAGAACUUCCAAUCUCAUUUCAAUGCAACCGCUGCAACAGACACUACCGACUGGUUUACCCAUUCUCAGUUCAGUAGCUAGUAGAUGGCCACCUACUACAUUACUCCAGUCAACUGUUGGGGGAUCAGUUUAUGGAACAUAUUUAACUCCUCUAAAUUCUGUACCUGAUCCGGCAUCUCUUAGUGCAUCAGCAUUAUUAGCAGCGGCAGCUGUCCUACAACAGGCAAAUCAAGUUGCCAGUGUGUUACCAACAUCAUCUACACUAUCUUCAUGCUCAAUAUUUCCUCAUGAUUCGGUUAUUUCAAAGUCAACAAUCAAUAAUGAUACGUCCUCAUCAGUUGAUUCUGAGAAAUGGUUACCUACAAAACGAGCAAAUUUGUCUACCUCAUCUUCAUUAGACGGAACAAGUCAAAAUAAAGAAUCAACUGUCGUAUGUAACAGUGACGAAAAACUGGAAAGGUCUUGCCAAAAUAGUGAAACAAAAUGUCGUAUGCCUGAUUCUGGGACUUCGUUUCCUGCUAUUUUCACUUGUGGGUCUUUCAAUCCUGGAUUUACCCCAAUAAAUUCUUGUACAGAUAUAGGAACAUCUCAUGUUAAUCCUGAGGUAACGAAUGUGCUAAAUCCUUUGAGUAUGAGUAUUUAUGGUCUUCCGUUUUCUUCACAACCUGCUGCAUCACUUUACACUCCAUCACAAUUCAUAUACCCACCGUUAUAUUCCAUGAACAAUGGUUGUGAUGCGCCUAAUCCAAUGACUUCAGCAGCUGCAGCAUUAGCGCUAAAUAACUUUUUAAUACAACAGCAACAACAACUGCAGUCUCAUCAAUUGUUACGAACUCAGUUGUCGACAGUAUCAAAUCAACAGUUAUCUGGGUCUGGCUUGUAUUCAUCAUAUGUACCAUCUUCCACCUUAGCGACCGCCACAGCUUUAGCAGCAGCCCAUCAACCUCCAGCUCAUGAUGUUCAUACAAAUGCUUCGAAUAAUACUUUUCAACACCAGCAACAAGCUCUGUUGUUGUCACUUAUCCUUCGAAGUCAACAAACUCAUCUAGCUGCUGCACAAGUGGCAGCAGCGGGCUAUUUGUCACAAAACGACACUUCACGAUUACCACCGAUCCCCAAUCUUCAAAAUCAUGGCUGCGUUCUGGAUUCAUCAUGUCCGGUUCCAGGUGCAUUAGGACAUCUUUCGUCUGGAUUAUAUGGAACCAGCUUUUGUUCACAGAAUCCAAUGACCAAUGUGGCCUACAUUAAUGAAAAAGGCCAUGUAAGCCUGUCUUCUUCCAUUUAUAUUAUGACAUGAGCUUUCAUUUUAGACUAAAUUGAUAGUGAAGUUAAUCGACGCGCACAAAUAGUGUCUAAAACGAUUUGUAGUGGCUUUAGGUAGACAUUGUUCAUUUAGGUUGGUAAAAUUUAUAACCAUAUUAUACAAUGUGGUUUACUUGUUAUAUGCUCAUAUGUAUUAAUCAAACUUAGUAUGUUUUAGGUAUUUAAGGGGCUAAAUUAUAAGGUGACACUUAUGUGUAAGUUUAGUCGAAUAAUAUUCAACUACGAAAUCUUAAAAAGUGAACUUGGAAUUUAUAAAUCUAAAUGGUUAGGCAGAUGAACCACGGUUUUAUGUUUUUACAAUAGGAAAUAUACACUAAGCUGAUUCCAUGAGAAAUUAGUAGCAUAUCAUUUGCAGUAAAUGUUGUAUACUGUUGAUUAUAUAAAAUUAUGUGGUUAUCAGGUUGUAUUUCAUUCUCGUACAACCUUUAAAAUGAACUAUUCAGCUUACUGUCUAGCCUCACUUUGUAUUUGUUAAGUCCCAAUAAGCAUAAUGAAUGGUAACUUUGGGAUCCAUUUAUGAACCAUUACUAAACGUAUAUUAUUAUCGUGUAAUUGUUAAAUAACUAAACUAUUCAUAUUCCUUUUAUUAUCAGCUUUAUUUUGACCUAUGAACCAUUAUUAUACGUCUUACCAUUCUUGAAUUAUGCCCUGUCUAUUAGUCACUGCCUCCCACAUUCACAGCCACAUUUGGCCAAAUCUUGUUUUCUAUUUUAUGGUACGUUUGAUUGGUAUAUAAACCUCGUAUGCUUGAAAUAAAUGAUUCAUAUCGCAGAGGUUCGGAUUGGUGUUCUGGACUUAAUUGGCUGGGCUAGACGGAAAGCAGGACCAAUCAGAACUCUAGACUGCUCAUACGGGUUUACGCGUCCUUGAUCCAAUCGAUAAGUCACUGCUCUCUAAUUGGCGGUAUCGUUACUUAUCCAUUAACAGGGCACUCAGGCAACAAGUAUAAAAGUAUUGUCGUAUAGUGUCUUUAAAUCAAAGGAUGAAGUAUGUACUGUUUUUCAUCAGUGAAGGUGAGAUGAUUUGUUGUUUUGUACUCUGGUUUCAUGAACAAUUCAUACAAUUAAAAGAAUAUUCUCGGAAUUGAUUUCAGUUGUUGGAAACGUUGCCAAUAUGUCGUGAUUUUAAAGCUGGCAAAUGUCGUCGUAACUCAGAAUGCCGUUACGUUCAUCUAGUUGACGAAAAUGUGGAAGUUAAUCAAGGACGUGUGACUGUAUGUCGCGAUGCUGCUAAAGGUCGAUGCACACGUAUACCAUGUAAGUAUUACCACAUUCCUUUGUUCGCCAUUUCGGCUAAUCGAAGUAUGGCAUUGAAUUCCGCUCUGGCCAGCGUCACAGGAUUUCCUACUAUCUCCACACUUUAGAACUAAACCAGUAAUACCUCCUGGAAAAUGUUUCUCUACCAAACCUCAGAAGAUAUUUAGGUUUUUUAUUUUUAAGGAUAGAUAUAUUUAGAUAAAACUGUCCAUCACAUGAAUUUUGAUUUCUACUUUGCCUGAAAAAUAGAUAUCUUCUACUAAUUUCAUCUUUUGAAUUUAUCUUUCUUAUUUUUGUUUUGACCAAUGUUUGUACUGAUGUUUAUUCAAUAAUCGAAUGUCUUCCUCUAGGAUUUAUAAGAACCAAACCUGAACUGGCUUAUUUGCCGUCAAUCAUGUCUUCUCAACGUUAUUUUUUUUAAUUUGUCUCGUUCUAAAAUUUAUUUAGUAUUUUGAUCUUUUCUUUUACUUUAACCAAUUAUUCAGUUACAGAAGGAAUUAACUGUUCAUUUUGUAUAAAAUAUUAAAAAAUGGAAGAUAAAUUGAUGUCAUACACUUCUUUUCAUUUCAGUUACUGUAUGUUUUUUACUGUUAAAUGUUUGAUAACCUUGAAGAACUUUUACGAAAGCGCAGACAUGUCUUUUCGUUGAUAAUAAUACUAACAGGAGUUGAUCUAAUUGUAGGUUACUUUCGAUUUAAUAAGUUGACAGUGAGAUACUGAUUUAAUUUUGUUUUUUUUGUCUGUAUGUUUCAAACUCAACCAAUAUUCACUUCAUGAUGAUGUUGUUCACUGACUUUUUUGUCGAAAAAUAUUUCUAUAUUAUUCACUUCUCUCAAUAUAUGCAAACAUUCACAAUUUAGAUUCGAAACCUCUUGAUAUACUUGUUAUUAAAAUGAUCAAUACGAAAAUUAUUACUAUAAUUAUGCUAUAUAC
This is a messenger RNA of Schistosoma bovis, 4422 nucleotides long. The record is from the annotation of a GenBank genome assembly. Lineage: Eukaryota; Metazoa; Platyhelminthes; Trematoda; Strigeidida; Schistosomatidae.